This is a messenger RNA of Rotaria socialis, 2838 nucleotides long. NCBI's taxonomy places the organism in Eukaryota, Metazoa, Rotifera, Eurotatoria, Philodinida, Philodinidae. The record is from the annotation of a GenBank genome assembly.
AUGUCCGACGAAAGUGUAAGUACCGAUAAUAAUCGAUCUCGCUCACUAUUACGUCAAGUACGUGAAAAAUUCGGUGGUAAUCGACAACGUACGGAAAGACGAGCGGGAUCAUUAUCAGCGGCAUUGGUUAAUACGCAACGUAGUUCAACUGAUCAUGCUGAAACAUCCAAUAACCAAACAAAACUUCAUGUAGAUAGUUCGGCACCAGUUUCAUUUUCGCAUCAUUUAUCAUUAUUAGUCAAUGUUAAAUCACGUUUUCGUAAAACACGAAAAACUGCAACGGCAUUAUCAUCACCGAACUAUGAUGAUCGCAAAGCUUUAUCAUUGCCGCCUACUAUUUCUGAUUCCGAAUCAUCAGUAACAACACUAUGCGAAGUCAAUCAAGAUAUCAAUAAAAAAGAACUUGAUUUAACAUCUCCCGAACUUCCGAUUACUACAACAGCAACUAGACCAAGUACUGAUGAUCAAGUAACAGUUGUUCAACGUAAUUCUACCGAUAUGUCGACAGUUGAUGACGAUAAUAUUUCGCAGUUAAACAGUGAAACAAAUCGUGCAUUGUAUACAAAUCGAAAAAAUUUUAAUAAAUUAAAAGAUCAUAUAACACAACGUGCAAAAACAGUUGUAAGUAAAUCUCCAUCGUUGACAUCACUGUUAACAAAUGUGUCAGUAAAAACAAGUUCUAAUGAUACAAUCUAUUGGAUUGAACUUCAUAUUGAACGAGGCAAAGAUUUAUCGAUUAAAGAUUUUAGUGGUACCAGCGAUCCAUAUAUUAAAGUUUAUUAUGGUAAUGAUGCAAAAUUUGAAACAAAUAUUGUUUUUAAAAAUUUAAACCCAGUAUGGAAUGAAAAAACGACAUUUUUCGUGCAUGAUUUAAAUAUUCCAAUUUAUUUUCAUAUAUUUGAUUACGAUCGUAUUGGACGCGAUGAGUCAAUGGGUUCAGCUAGAAUUGAUCUAUGGAAAGUACCGCUUGAAAAAGUUUAUAAUGCCACACUUGAUUUAGAAAAUGAAAAAAGAACCGAUGGGAAAACGGGUAUGCUCAAAAUGAGUAUUACAAUCACACCUAAGUCACCAGAAUUUCGUGAUGAAAUAAUGCGCACAGUGUCAAAGCAAUUGAAUAGAAAGUCUUCUUUAACUGGUCGCUUAGGAAAUACAAAUACGUAUCCAUUAUUACGACGUACUGUUGAUGUAUUUAUUAUUGAAGGCAGAAAUUUAUCAGUGACUGGUGCUUCGAAUAAAAUGUUUAGUCCUUCUGUUCGUCUUAAAUUUGGAACAAAUAAAAAAUAUCGAACACAAACAAUCAAAUCAACUCUUAAUCCUAAAUGGCAUCAGUCAUUUAUCUAUGAGAUUCUUGCUAGUGAACUGCCUCCAUUAGAAAUAACUGUAGUUGAUGACACAAGUAGUUCUGGAGAACUUAUUGGAAAAGGAUGCUGUAAUUUAACUCAUCUGGAUGAAGAACGAACUCACAAAAUAUCAGUAGAUCUCGAUGAUAACGCUGGCGCUAUUGAUUUAUUUGUAACCAUAACUGGAAUAGCACCAUUACCAGAUGUAACAAAUGAUAGCGAUACUUCUUCAAAUCUUGCUCUAGAUGUUAUGCCAUCAAAAUUAACCGAUGAAGAUAUCCAAUAUUAUAGCUUUUUCUCGUCACUACGAUCAAUAACACCAAUAUUUGAUGUCGGAAAAGUUGAAAUUAAAAUUUAUCAAGCACGCGAUUUAAGCGCAAAAGAUAUCAAUGGUAAAUCAGAUCCAUUUUGUGUUGUCGAACUUGAUUCAACACGUUUACGUACACAUACAAUUUAUAAAACCCUCGAUCCUGUUUGGAAUAAAUCAUUUAUUAUACCCGUACAAGAUAUACAUUCGACGUUAGAAUUAACUAUUUAUGAUGAAGAUACUAAUAAAACGACAGAAUUUAUAGGAAAAGUCGUCAUACCAUUGUUAGCGAUUAAAAAUGGCGAAAAAAGAUGGAUGGGAUUAAAAGAUCGUAAAUGUAUUUUACCUGUCAAAGGUAUUAUUGAAAUUGAAGCCACUGUUGUGUAUACAAAUUUAAGAGCAAUUCUUCGUACAUUUAAUCCCAGACAGAUUCGAUAUUAUCAACAGGAUGGAAAAUUUCGUGUCGGCGUCUUUAAACAACAUAUCAAUCGUGUAAGAAAUAUGCUCAAGUAUGUACUUAAUGCAGUGAAAUUUAUAAAUUAUUGUGUUGAAUGGGAAAAUCCUCUACUAAGCUUUUGUGCUUUUAUUUCUUCACUUAUAAUUAUUUGGAAUUUCCAAUUGUAUAUGCUCCCUUUUGCACUUUUAUUAAUAUUUGCAUGGAAUGCAGUAGUUGAAUAUCGUCGCGGUUCAUUGGGAAAACCUUUUUCGACAUUAGCAGAUGAAACAGUAUCUGCAGUAAUACAGCCGGCAACGAUCGAUGAAGAUGUACUGGAUGGUGAUGGUAAUACGAAAGAACAAAAGAGAUCAUUGUUGGGUGUUAUUCACGGUAUUCAAGAUACUGUUCUUGAAAUUCAAGGUUAUGUUGAUGAUUUUGCUUCGACAAUGGAGCGAAUUAAAAACGUUUUCAAUUUUACUGUUCCUUGGCUAUCCAUUCUUGCUAUCACUGCUUUAACGAUCAUUUCCAUAAUACUCUAUCACAUUCCACUUCGAUAUUUAGUUCUUGCAUUUACUAUAAACAAAUUUACUAAACGAUUUCGUAAACCAAAAGGUUUUAUUGAUAAUGAUGAAUUAGCUGAUUUUAUAUCACGAUUACCUUCCGAUCCUGAACUAUUACAAUAUCGAGAAUUGAAAAUUUUAACACGCAUUCCAACACCGAAAAAAUAUAAACGUACGACAACCAAUGGCAAAUAA